GCGACCUCCACCUGCUGGAGGAGGGACGGGGCGGGGCUAAGACGAGGAGGGAGGUGACGCACCAGAGACCCAGAUCUCCCCACUUCGCGCCCGACCCCCACCGAGGCCCAGACCGCAGCAGGCUCCUCCGGCUGCCGCUCGGUUAAAAAUGGUUGCCAGGAUGGUUUCUACCAUGCUGUCUGGCCUAGUGUUUUGGCUGACAUUUGGAUGGACUGCAACAGCUGCUUAUAGCCCGAGAACCCCUGACCGGGUCUCAGAAACAGAUAUCCAGAGGCUGCUCCAUGGUGUGAUGGAGCAGCUGGGCAUUGCCAGGCCACGGGUAGAGUAUCCAGCUCACCAGGCCAUGAACCUUGUGGGCCCACAGAGCAUCGAAGGUGGAGCUCAUGAAGGUCUUCAGCACUUGGGUCCCUUUGGCAACAUCCCAAACAUUGUGGCAGAGUUGACCGGUGACAACAUUCCCAAGGACUUCAGUGAAGACCAGGGCUACCCAGACCCUCCAAAUCCCUGUCCAGUUGGAAAAACAGUAGAUGAUGGAUGUCUAGAAAACACCCCUGACACAGCAGAGUUCAGUCGAGAAUUCCAGUUACACCAGCACCUUUUUGAUCCAGAACAUGACUAUCCAGGCUUGGGCAAGUGGAACAAGAAGCUCCUUUAUGAGAAGAUGAAAGGAGGACAGAGACGCAAGCGGAGGAGUGUCAAUCCAUAUCUGCAAGGACAGAGACUGGACAAUGUUGUGGCAAAGAAGUCAGUCCCUCAUUUUUCAGGUGAGGAUAAGGACCCAGAGUAAAGCGAAGAUGUUGAGUGGAAACCCACACGACCUGACCCGUCAGACCUCCUUGGUGUUGCUUAUGUGCACUCGUUGUCAGAGCCCCUGUGAAUGGCAGCAUGUUUCUAAUUUAGACAAGUAUGGAUGAAAAGCAGCUGUAUUUUGAUAUCCUAUUGUCCUUCACACUGAUAGCUCUGCUUUCUGCUAAAUUAGGAUAAGAGCUUUUUUCCUUUAAAUGUGGAGCUGCAGUGAGCAUUAAAAUUAAAAUGUAUGUGUCAAUAACAAUAAAAAGCAAAUGAAUGAAAUGUCCUCCGAUUUCUUACAGUUUAAAAUGGUGUUUCGGGUGGCACUGUUUUGGCCAAGUCUGUAAAAGGCUGGCAUUUGAUUUUGAUUAUGUAGUUAAUCCAGCCCUUGGGCAUUAUUACACACCAAUAAAGAAGAUUGUACCCAGGAGGAGCUGACACAUUUCACUUGGCCGCAUCUUAAUAAAUGUGUAUGCAAGCGUGA
This is a messenger RNA of Orcinus orca (killer whale), 1273 nucleotides long. It is a transcript of the gene SCG5, whose product is annotated as secretogranin V. The record is from RefSeq and is a predicted model, not a curated record. The transcript has 6 exons. Lineage: Eukaryota; Metazoa; Chordata; Mammalia; Artiodactyla; Delphinidae. The coding region runs from base 149 to 787 and encodes 212 amino acids. Gene Ontology annotation, cellular component: secretory granule. Gene Ontology annotation, molecular function: enzyme regulator activity. Gene Ontology annotation, biological process: neuropeptide signaling pathway; regulation of hormone secretion.